Messenger RNA from Scleropages formosus (Asian bonytongue), 716 nucleotides. RefSeq names its product BRICK1 subunit of SCAR/WAVE actin nucleating complex (gene brk1). The transcript is spliced from 3 exons. Gene Ontology annotation, molecular function: protein-containing complex binding. The record is from RefSeq and is a predicted model, not a curated record. Gene Ontology annotation, cellular component: SCAR complex. Gene Ontology annotation, biological process: actin filament organization; cell motility; regulation of actin polymerization or depolymerization. NCBI's taxonomy places the organism in Eukaryota, Metazoa, Chordata, Actinopteri, Osteoglossiformes, Osteoglossidae. Bases 56 to 283 code for a protein of 75 amino acids.
GCCAGGUGGCGCUGUUACCGGUCCCGCCGCUCGCACAGAGAGCGACGCUGCCAACAUGGCGGGCCAGGAAGACCCGGUGCAGAGGGAGAUCCACCAGGACUGGGCCAACCGAGAGUACAUCGAGGUGAUCACCAGCAGCAUCAAGAAGAUCGCGGACUUCCUGAACUCCUUCGACAUGUCCUGUCGCUCCCGCUUGGCCACCCUCAACGAGAAACUGACGGCACUGGAGAGGAGGAUUGAGUACAUCGAGGCCAGGGUGACGAAGGGAGAGACGUUGACUUAGGGCUCGUGGCUGAUGCUGAGCUCCCCGCAGAUCCUACACAGAAAUGGCUAGCGGAUUAAAUUUAUUUAUCUUUCCUUCCUUUUUUUUGCAUUUUUCACUCUGAAUUUUUGAGAUUAGUUUGAAUGGGACCACUGGUGUCUGUGCAACAAAAGUUAUUUUUUCUCCCCAGGGUGUCUUAUAAGCGACACAGAACAAGAGCAUAGUCGUGCACUGAUUCGUUUUGAUACAAUUUUUUAUUAAAUGUUGAAGUUAAUAAACACAAAUGUGUUUAUUAUUUUUAACAACUUUUAGCCAGUCUGGGGAAAUUGUGAUUGCAGAUGGUGCAGUGGACUGUUUCACUUUAUUUGCCAUCAGUUAUGUGCAUAGGAUGAAAAAGUUUGUUUAAUGCUGAUAUUGAAAAAAAGGUUUUUCCACCCCCCCCCCCCCCCCAAAG